Messenger RNA from Gallus gallus (chicken), 1673 nucleotides. It is a transcript of the gene SEC22A, whose product is annotated as SEC22 homolog A, vesicle trafficking protein. Gene Ontology annotation, biological process: endoplasmic reticulum to Golgi vesicle-mediated transport. Lineage: Eukaryota; Metazoa; Chordata; Aves; Galliformes; Phasianidae. Bases 601 to 1527 code for a protein of 308 amino acids. The record is from RefSeq and is a predicted model, not a curated record. The transcript has 8 exons.
ACAGUGCUCCGCGGCCGCCGUGGCGGUGUUGGGGUGCCGGCGCGCCGCGCUCCGCUCCGGUGAGGCUCCCCGCGGCCGUUGCUGUGGCGACGCGGCCCUCCCGCCUCCUGCGGGCCUGAGGGAGGGAAAGGGGCGGGGGGGCGGGGCGGUCUGCCGCCCCGGUGGGCUCUGGGCCUGUGCGCGGGGUGUCCGGUUGGGCCGAGGCCUUGCUGUCCGGUGUGUGCUGGGGACGGUUCUACCGGGGUGGUUAGAAGCACUGGGACAUGCGCUGCUUUCUAGGGCUUCUAGGCGCUUAGGGCUGAGUGCCGGCGUAACGGAAGUGGACGGGAUGGUGGUUGAAUGUGGCAUAAAAAUGGCACAAGAUGAGCUGUAACCGUCAAGAUCAUUUCAGUGAGCAGAAUAUUUUUCCUUCCGAGAGCUGGCAACAGGAUUCUGAGCUCCUCCUGCAGUGCCGUCGUGCUCCCUGCCUUUUCCUAGGAUGGGACAUGGAGUUACGUUCCUGUUUUCACUUUAGCUGCUAAUGAAGUUAUUCGCUUCAUCAGAGGAAAUGCAGAUCCAUGAAAUUACAUUCUGUGCAAGUUGUCGUUAACUCUGUUGGCAAUGUCUAUGAUUUUAUCUGCCUCUGUGGUCCGUGUGAGGGAUGGACUCCCACUGUCUGCAUCUACCGAUUAUGAUCAAAGCACAGGAGUGCAAGAAUGUAGAAAAUACUUCAAAAUGCUCUCGAAGAAACUUUCUCAGCUUCCUGAUAGAUGUACUCUGAAAACUGGACUGUACAACAUAAACUUUAUCAGUUCUCUGGGAGUAAGUUACAUGAUGUUGUGCACUGAAAACUAUCCCAGUGUUUUGGCUUUCUGCUUCCUGGAUGAGCUUCAGAAAGAGUUCAUCACUACCUACAAUAUGAUGAAGACAAAUACUGCUGUCAGACCAUACUGUUUUAUAGAGUUUGAUAAUUUCAUCCAGAGGACCAAACAGAGAUACAACAACACGCGUUCUUUAUCAACAAAGAUGAACCUUGCUGACAUGCAGACAGAAAUCAAACUGAGGCCGCCUUAUCAAAUCUCCCUGUCAGAACUUGGUUCAGCUAAUGGGUUUGCACAUUUAUCUGCAGCAGAAUAUAAGGGUACCGGUAAGAUAUCUGCAGCCCCUCACCAACGUCUGGAACCUGUGACUCUGCCUGGGAUUGUCUCAUUUGUACUUAGUCUCUUGUGCGGAGCUUUGAAUUUAAUUCGUGGCUUUCAUGCCAUAGAAAGUCUUCUACAGAAUGAAGGUGAAGAUUUCAGCUACGUUAUUGCGUUUUUUCUUGGAACAGCAGCCUGUUUGUACCAGUGUUACCUGUUCGUAUAUUACACAGGCUGGAGGAAUGCCAAAUCCUUUCUGACUUUUGGGUUAAUUUGCCUGUGUAACAUGUACCUGUAUGAACUGCGCAACCUGUGGCAGCUCUUCUUUCAUGUGACUGUGGGAGCAUUUUCAACAUUGCAAAUUCGACUGCGACGACCGCAGGGGAAGUCCCCAGAUUACAAUGUCUGACAAGUCCUGGAACACUUAGAGGCAGUCUUGUUCCAACAGAUAUUCACUCUCAGGAAUGUAAAGCUGUUCUCCAAAAGAAGUAGCUGUCUGGAUGGAGCUUUUUGGUUUUGUUCCUUUUUAUUUUUAAUAAAGCAAUGUAAGAUGCC